GCGCCACGGGCCGGGAGACGAAGGGGUCGUCUUCACUCGCCCAUCGGCUGCAGCCCGCACACAGCGUCCACGCGCACACCAGAGCCAGGGGAGAGUUGUCCCCGCAAGGAGCCCGGGAACAUUAGGACUCAAUCAGGACUUUCUCCGUCGAGGUGGUUGGUUGGACUCUCCGCUCCGCAAGCCCCGCCCCGCCCGUCGGGUAGCGCGGCCUGGUCCCGGCGCCUGCGACUCCUCGGAGCCACCGCCUCCGCGCCGGCCCCGGGACCGACCCCGCCGUCGGACCCGCCACCAUGGACCCGACGCCCGAGCUGCUCUUCUACGUGAACGGCCGCAAGGUGAUAGAAAGAAAUGCUGAUCCUGAAAUAAUGCUGUUACCAUAUCUGAGGAAGAAGCUUCGACUCACAGGAACUAAGUACGGCUGUGGAGGGGGAGGCUGUGGUGCGUGUACAGUGAUGCUAUCACGAUACAACCCCACCACCAAGAAGUUAAGGCAUUACCCAGCCAAUGCCUGUCUGAUCCCCAUCUGUUCCCUGCAUGGUGCCGCCGUCACCACGGUAGAGGGCAUAGGAAGCACCAAGACCAGAAUCCAUCCUGUUCAGGAGAGGAUCGCCAAGUGUCAUGGCACCCAGUGUGGAUUCUGUACCCCUGGGAUGGUGAUGUCCAUGUAUACACUGCUCAGGAACCACCCAGAGCCCACUCUGGAUCAGUUAACUGAUGCUCUUGGUGGUAACCUGUGCCGUUGCACUGGCUACAGGCCCAUAAUUGAUGCAUGCAAGACUUUCUGUAAAUCUUCUGGCUGCUGUCAAAGUAAAGAAAAUGGGAUUUGCUGUUUGGAUCAAGGAAUAAAUGGAUUACCAGAAUUUGAGGAAGGAAAUAAGGCAAGUCCAAAACUCUUCUCAGAAGAGGAGUUUCUGCCACUGGAUCCAACCCAGGAACUUAUCUUUCCUCCCGAGCUAAUGAUCAUGGCUGAGAAACAACCACAAAGGACCAGGGUUUUUGGUGGUGAAAGAAUGACAUGGAUUUCCCCAGUGACUCUGCAGGGACUUCUGGAAGCUAAAUUCAAGUAUCCCCAGGCCCCUGUUGUCAUGGGAAAUACCUCUGUGGGUAUGUAGAACCCCAGGGACUACUUAUGGGGAAACUGAGGAAAAGGCAUUGAUUACAUUGCAUUAAUUACAAAUGACUUCAUUUCAGAGCUGACUCUGGGUGCUGGCCUCAGCCUGGCCCAGGUGAAAAAUAUUCUGGCUGAUGUGGUCCAGAAGCUUCCAGAGGAGAAGACACAGAUAUACCGUGCUCUCCUGAAGCAUUUAGGAACUCUGGCUGGGUCCCAGAUCAGGAACAUGGCUUCUUUAGGGGGACAUGUCAUGAGCAGACACCUGGAUUCAGAUCUCAAUCCUCUCCUGGCUGUGGGUAACUGCACCCUCAACUUGCUAUCAAAAGAAGGAGAACGACAGAUUCCUUUAAACGAGCAGUUUCUCAGCAAGUGCCCUGAUGCAGAUCUUAAGCCUCAAGAAAUCUUGAUCUCAGUGAACAUCCCCUACUCGAGGAAGUGGGAAUUUGUGUCAGCCUUCCGACAAGCCCAGCGGCAACAGAAUGCGCUAGCGAUAGUCAAUUCGGGGAUGAGAGUCUUCUUUGGAGAAGGGGGUGGCAUCAUUAGAGAGUUAUCCAUUUUAUACGGAGGCGUUGGUGCAACCACCAUUUGUGCCAAGAAAUCCUGCCAGAAGCUCAUCGGAAGGCCCUGGAAUGAGGAGAUGCUGGAUACGGCUUGCAGGCUGGUUCUGGACGAAGUCUGCCUUCCGGGCUCAGCUCCAGGUGGGAGGGUCGAGUUCAAGAGGACUCUUAUCGUCAGCUUCCUUUUCAAGUUCUACCUGGAGGUGUCACAGGUUUUGAAGAGGGUGGACCCAGUUCACUAUCCUAGCCUUGCAGACAAGUAUGAGAGUACUUUAGAAGAUCUUCAUUCUAGACAUCACUGGAGCACAAAAAAGUACCAGAAUAUAGACACAAAGCAGCUUCCUCAAGACCCAAUUGGCCACCCCAUCAUGCAUCUGUCUGGUGUGAAGCAUGCCACCGGAGAAGCCAUUUACUGUGAUGACAUGCCUGCCGUGGACCCGGAACUUUUCUUGACUUUCGUGACUAGUUCAAGAGCUCAUGCUAAGAUUGUGUCUAUUGACCUGUCAGAAGCUCUCAGCCUGCCCGGCGUGGUGGACAUCGUGACCGCGGAACAUCUUAGUGGCGUAAACUCCUUCUUCUUUUACUCCGAGUCUGAGAAAUUGCUGGCAACAGAUAAGGUAUUUUGUGUGGGUCAACUUGUCUGUGCCGUGAUUGCAGAUUCAGAGGUUCAGGCAAGGCGAGCUGCUAAGCAAGUGAAGAUCGUCUAUCAAGACUUAGAGCCACUCAUCCUAACAAUUGAGGAAGCUAUACAACACAAUUCUUUCUUCAAGCCAGAAAGGAAACUGGAAUAUGGAAAUGUCAAUGAAGCAUUUAAAGUGGUCGAUCAAAUUCUUGAAGGUGAAAUAUAUAUGGGAGGUCAAGAACAUUUUUAUAUGGAAACCCAAAGCAUGCUUGUCGUUCCCAAAGGAGAGGACCAAGAAAUGGAUGUCUAUGUGUCCACACAGUUUCCCAAACACAUACAGGACAUAGUUGCCUCAACCUUAAAGCUCCCAGCCAACAAGGUCAUGUGUCAUGUAAGGCGUGUUGGUGGGGCGUUUGGAGGGAAGGUCAUCAAAACUGGCAUCAUGGCAGCUGUCACCGCAUUUGCUGCAAACAAACAUGGUCGUGCAGUCCGCUGCAUUUUGGAACGAGGAGAAGACAUGUUAAUAACUGGAGGCCGCCACCCUUACCUUGGAAAGUACAAAGCUGGAUUCAUGAAUGACGGCAGAAUCUUGGCCCUGGACAUGGAGCAUUAUAGCAAUGGAGGCGCCACCCUGGACGAGUCAUUAUUCGUGAUAGAAAUGGGAAUUCUGAAAAUGGACAACGCUUACAAGUUUCCCAACCUACGCUGCAGGGCUUGGGCGUGCAGAACCAACCUUCCAUCCAACACAGCAUUUCGUGGGUUUGGCUUUCCUCAGGCGGGGCUGAUCACCGAAUCCUGUAUCACAGAAGUUGCAGCCAAGUGUGGUUUGUCCCCUGAGAAGGUCCGAACAAUAAACAUGUACAAGGACUUUGAUCAAACACCCUACAAACAAGAGAUUAAUGCCCAGAACCUGAUCCAGUGCUGGAGAGAAUGUAUGGCCAUGUCUUCCUACUCGCUGAGGAAAGCAGCCGUGGAAAAAUUCAACACGGAGAAUUACUGGAAGAAGAAAGGGCUGGCCAUAGUCCCCCUGAAGUUUCCUGUCGGCCUUGGCUCAGUCGCUGCUGGUCAGGCUGCUGCCCUGGUCCACAUUUACUUGGAUGGUUCUGUGCUGGUCACUCAUGGUGGAAUUGAAAUGGGGCAGGGCGUUCACACUAAAAUGAUUCAGGUGGCCAGCCGUGAAUUAAGAAUGCCGAUGUCAAACAUACAUCUGCGUGGGACAAGCACAGAAACUGUCCCCAACGCAAAUGUCUCUGGAGGGUCUGUGGUGGCGGAUCUCAACGGGUUGGCAGUAAAGGAUGCCUGUCAAACUCUUCUAAAACGUCUUGAACCCAUCAUCAGCAAGAAUCCUGGAGGAACUUGGAAGGACUGGGCACAGACUGCUUUUGAUGAAAGCAUUAGCCUUUCGGCUGUUGGAUACUUCAGGGGUUAUGAGUCGGACAUGAACUGGGAGAAAGGUGAAGGCCAUCCCUUCGAAUACUUUGUUUAUGGAGCUGCCUGUUCCGAGGUUGAAAUAGACUGCCUGACGGGGGCUCAUAAGAACCUCAGAACAGAUAUUGUCAUGGAUGUUGGCUACAGUAUAAACCCAGCCCUUGACAUAGGCCAGAUUGAAGGUGCGUUUAUUCAAGGCAUGGGGCUUUAUACCAUAGAGGAACUGGAUUAUUCUCCUCAGGGCCUUCUGUACACUCGUGGUCCAAGCCAAUAUAAAAUUCCUGCCGUCUGUGACAUCCCCAAGGAAUUGCACAUUGCUUUGUUGCCUCCGUCUCAAAACUCGAAUACCCUGUAUUCGUCUAAGGGUAUGGGAGAGUCCGGGGUGUUCCUGGGCUGCUCGGUGUUCUUCGCUCUCUGGGACGCGGUGUGUGCAGCACGGCAGGAGAGAGGCCUGUCUGGGCCCGUGAGGCUCAGCAGCCCGCUGACCCCAGAGAAGAUUAGGAUGGCCUGUGAAGACAAGUUCACAAAAAUGAUUCCAAGAGAUGAACCUGGAUCCUACGUUCCUUGGAAUGUACCCAUAUAAAUCAAAUACAAACUUCUGGAGAAAAUGGGGUGACUCUUCCUGCAUGGCAAUCUAUUCAGUCUCUAUGCUCUAAGAUGCUAGAUCCGAAAGACAGAUUUUCACAGUUCAGAAAUCAUCCCACAGAGUGUUGCUUUUGUAUGAAGCUGACUUGAAAUGUUCCAUUUAGGUUUGAUAGAUAUGCUUAAGCAAUUUAUAAAUCAUUUUAAAUGGUAUAAAUACUAAUUGGUUUCCUCUAGGGUGAUAGUCUCCAUCACUCUGUCCCUUAGAUCCAUCCAGCUAAAUGGAAUAGACGAAGACUUGUGUGUGACUCAUAUUUGGCUUGUAUCCACCAACAGGAAUUAUACUGUCUAGUGCAGGGCAAUUUUCUAAAUAAUUCUAUUAUUA
This is a messenger RNA of Propithecus coquereli (Coquerel's sifaka), 4685 nucleotides long. Its product is annotated as aldehyde oxidase-like. The record is from RefSeq and is a predicted model, not a curated record. NCBI's taxonomy places the organism in Eukaryota, Metazoa, Chordata, Mammalia, Primates, Indriidae. Gene Ontology annotation, molecular function: FAD binding; oxidoreductase activity; NAD binding. The transcript has 34 exons.